CCCCCCCAAUGGCUCGGGACAAGGAGAAGAGGAGCUGCGGGCAAGUGUUGGCUGAGUGGAGGGCGUUCCUCUGGGACCCCCGGACUCGCCAGUUCCUGGGCAGGACUGGGACCAGCUGGGGCCUGAUCCUGCUCUUUUAUUUGGUAUUUUAUGGCUUCCUGGCCGGGCUCUUCGCCCUCACCAUGUGGGUGAUGCUGCAGAGCGUUGACCCCCACGUCCCCAAGUACCAGGAUCGCCUCCUGACCCCAGGGCUGAUGAUUCGUCCCCGGGCAGAGGGCCUGGAUGUGACCUUCAAUGUCAGCCAGAGCCACACCUGGCUCCCAUACGUCCAAGCCCUGCACCAGUUCCUGGAGCCCUACAACGACAGCCUGCAGGCUGCCCGCAACGCCCCCUGUGUGCCCGGGAGGUACAACGAGCAGCCGGACGACGCCGUCCCCAACUACCCGAAGCGAGCCUGCAGGUUCAACCGCUCCGCCCUGGGCGCCUGCUCCGGACUGGGACACGCUGGGGCGGACUGGGACUACGGCUACGGCAGCGGCCGGCCCUGCGUCCUCGUCAAAGUCAACCGGGUCAUCAACUUUUUCCCAGGGAGGAACAAAAGCAUCAACGUCAUCUGCAUGGCCAAGCGGCCUCGGGUGAAAGGGGACCUGGGACAGUCAACCACUAGAGAGGAGGAUGUGGCCCUGCUGGGACCCCUUGAGCUGUACCCCCCCAAUGGCUCCAUUGACCUCAUGUACUUCCCCUACUAUGGCAAGAGGGUCCACGUGAACUACACGCAGCCGGUGGUGGCCGUGCGCUUCAGCAACGCCAGCGCCAACGUGGAGCACCACAUCGAGUGCCGGCUGCAGGCCGAGGGUCUCCGCACCGACGACGACCGCGACAAGUUUGCCGGGCGCGUGGCCUUCCGCCUGCGCAUCAACCGUGACUGAGCCCUGCCCCCCAGCACC
Molecule: messenger RNA, 947 nt
Organism: Dryobates pubescens (Downy woodpecker)
Lineage: Eukaryota; Metazoa; Chordata; Aves; Piciformes; Picidae
Gene: ATP1B2
Product: ATPase Na+/K+ transporting subunit beta 2
Exons: 9
Coding region: 9-929 (306 amino acids)
Biological process (GO): sodium ion export across plasma membrane; potassium ion import across plasma membrane; intracellular sodium ion homeostasis
Cellular component (GO): sodium:potassium-exchanging ATPase complex
Molecular function (GO): ATPase activator activity
Source: RefSeq, a predicted model, not a curated record